This is a messenger RNA of Apodemus sylvaticus (European woodmouse), 1839 nucleotides long. RefSeq names its product zinc finger protein 286A (gene Znf286a). Gene Ontology annotation, biological process: regulation of transcription by RNA polymerase II. Gene Ontology annotation, molecular function: DNA-binding transcription factor activity, RNA polymerase II-specific; RNA polymerase II cis-regulatory region sequence-specific DNA binding. The transcript has 6 exons. The coding region runs from base 187 to 1749 and encodes 520 amino acids. Lineage: Eukaryota; Metazoa; Chordata; Mammalia; Rodentia; Muridae. The record is from RefSeq and is a predicted model, not a curated record.
GCAGAAUGUCACGCAUGCGCGACUCAGAGCUAACCCGAGAAGUUCCUAGUCUUUGUCAGGCCUGGGAUGGAAGGUCACAUGUGAUCUUAGCGGCGACGCUCUCCACGGAGCCCAGCAGGGAAGAAGUCCUUCCAGGAUCCGUGGACUGCUGACUGCACGAACCAGAGAAGAGCAGGACCUUGGGACAUGGAAGAGGUGGUAAUCAUGGAGACCGGUUUGGCCGAAGUGCCCCAGAAAAGAGCUCUGUCUUCCCAGGAUUCUCUCCUUUCCCAAGAGAAGAGUGCAGAAGGAGACGUGACUGCGCUGAGACUCACAGCCAGAUCCCAGGAAGCCAUGACAUUCAAGGAUGUGGCCAUGGACUUUACACCAGAGGAAUGGGAGAAACUGGAUGCCGCACACAGGGACGUGAUGCUGGAGAACUACAGGAACCUGGUCUCAUUCUGGCUUCCCAUUUCCAAAGCUGAUAACUAUAAUUGGAAAGAUGGAAAAGAACUGUCGAAGUUUGAGAAGAAGUCUCCCAAGUGCAGUGACUCAGACGUGGAAACCAGAUCUGAGAACAAGGAGUCAACUUCAGUGCUGGACUUUUCCAAAGAAGAAUCUGACAGACUGAUGCAAAAUACUGCUUCCGACUCCGACACGGAAACCGCUCUUGGGUGUGAGCGUUGGUUAGAGCAUCAGCAAGGGACACGGGAGGCACACCCAAGACAAAUGUCCAUGCACAGGAACUCCCUCCCUGUGGAAGAAGAGAGUGAAUGUGAUGUAUAUUGGAAAAGCUUCAGCCAGAAACCUCUCCUUAGGACUGAUGACAGAGAUCCCAAAGGAUCCUGUGACUUCCACACGCUUGGGAAAAGACUGAAGCAGAAAUCAAAGUUAAUGAAAAAGCAGAGACCUUAUAAAGAGAAAAAACCUCAUAAAUGCGAUGUGUGUGGUGAGCUCUUCACUUACCGAUCAGUGCUCGUCCGACACCAGAGAGUCCACACUGGAGAGAAGCCCUACACAUGCAGUGAGUGCGGGAAGUCCUUUAGCCACAGAGCCAAUUUAACCAAACACCAGAGAACGCACACUCGAAUUCUCUUCGAGUGUGGCGAGUGCAAGAAAACCUUCAUAGAAAGCUCGUCCCUUGCAGUCCAUCAGAGAGUUCACACUGGGGAGAGGCCUUAUGAGUGUGGUGUGUGUGGGAAAGGCUUUAACCGAAGUACCCACCUUGCCCAGCACCAGCUGAUUCAUUCUGGGGUGAAGCCUUAUGAAUGCAAUGAGUGUGACAAAGCCUUCAUUCAUUCAUCGGCUCUCAUUAAGCAUCAAAGAACUCAUACUGGCGAGAAGCCCUACAAAUGCCAAGAGUGUGGGAAAGCCUUUAGCCACUGCUCAUCUCUUACGAAGCACCAGAGAGUUCACACGGGGGAAAAGCCAUACGAGUGUAGUGAGUGUGGGAAGACCUUUAGUCAGAGCACACACCUUGUUCAGCACCAGAGAAUUCACACUGGAGAGAAGCCCUACGAAUGUAAGGAAUGUGGGAAAACAUUCAGCCGGAGCUCAAAUUUUGCAAAGCAUCAAAGAAUUCACAUUGGGAAGAAACCCUAUAAAUGUGGGGAGUGUGGGAAAGCCUUCCUUCAUUCAUCAGCUCUUAGUCAACACCAGAGAACUCACACGGGAGAGAAGCCCUUCAGGUGCAAUGAGUGUGGGAAAAGCCUCAAGUGCAGCUCAUCUCUCCUCCGACAUCAAAGAACUCACACAGAAGAGCAGUCCUGAGGAGUACUGAGUGUUACGUGAAGGUUGGCUUCAUCGCUGAGCUUAAUGUUUGAUUGCUGAAAUAGAAGGACCAUAAUGUGACCCCGGGGA